AUGUUUAAACGGAAAAGUAAACGUAACGAAAGCAAAAUACCAGGAAGCAACAUAGUGCUCUUCAAAAAAGCUGUUCAGAGACUACCAUUUGACCUAAAUGAAAGCCAAAUUCAAGCUUUAAUCAAAGUCAUUGAAUAUAUCAACUUGGAGACGACAGAGCAUGUGGUUGUUAAACGUAAUAUGUCGCCAGGAUUGUACGUGGUCGUUUCAGGAAAAGUAGAAGCUGUCAAUAGUAAUGGUGGCAUUGCCUUACGACUUAUUAAGAAGGGUGACUUUUUUGGCGAAGUUUCAACAUUUUUUGGUUCAAAUUGUCCUGUCACAAUCAGAGGUCAAGAGGGGUGAGUAUUUUGGAUAAAUAUUUCUUAUAAAUCCAAUACACAAUAUUGUUGCCCCCUCCCCUGGCCCUCAACCCAAAUCUAACUCAACCCAGCCCCUUCUCACGGAAUAGAGACAUACAGAAGUUCGACUUGGGCAAAAAAGCAUAUAAUAGCUGUCACCAUUAUUUGCAAUGAUUCUUAACUAAAAUAUGCUGUCGCCAUGGUUCUGCCAGUGCAGUUAUGAGAAGCAUUCACCCCCCUGAAUGUCUGCCUUUUUUUAAUAAUUUCAGGAGGGUGAAUGCCUCUCACAAGCACACUGGCAAGGACCAUGGCAACAGCAUUGCAAUGGUUAUACCAAAAUCAUAUAGGCAAAACCAAGAGGUCAGUCAACCUUCUGUAGUUGUUAUUCUGUGUCUUCAACCUGAGCCUCAACCUAACUCUAACCCAACUCCACCCAGCUCCUUGUCCUAACCCAAAUGUAUUAUAUGUGCAAAGCAUAAUGACAAUAUUACCCAAUUUAUCCCAGAGUCCGACCUUAUUUUUUACCAUAUAUUGCUCUUAUAUAUGCAUAUGUACAUACAUUUCCUUGUUAUAUAGAGCAGAGUUUCUGUUUAUCAAGUCGCAAAAUAUUUUGAAUGUGUUGACAGAAAAACCUAAAAUUGGUUUGUUUGAAUGGUUUAUUAAAAGGUGAGUAUAAUUUGUACAAUGAAUAGUGAAUACAAGAGGAUUUUUCUUGUCGACGCUUCAGGUCCGUAAUCCAGUUUGAAUCUUGAAUUUUCAAGGAAAUAUGUGGACACAGCUAAAGUUUUCCAAGAACAUGCUGUAUCAAAAGAAGUUGCAUAUCAAAGCCUUCAAGAGGUUUGAAGUAAACAAAGCUUGGUUUCCAUUUAGUUGUAACAAUUGUGAACAUCAAAAUGACACAUGUAAUAGAAUGGCCGGCCCGAUUGAUGCUAACAGUUGCAACUGAAUAGAAACUAGCUGGGCUAGCUUAUGAACGUAUAUGUCAAUGAUGUGUUUUUUUAUCUAUAUACAGGUAUUACAAAUACAACUUUUUAUUGUACAUGUAUUUAUAUAGACACCAAUGUUUCACAACUGGAGCUCUGAUUGUCUACAUUUUCUUGUGGAACAGACAUUGCCAGGUUAAAAUGACUAAUAUACUACUAUUGAAAGCUAUAUUACUAUUGAAAGCUAUAUUACUACUGAUAUAUACUGAUAUUUCACUUCUUCCGAUAUUCCUGUAUUGUCACCUCUGCCACAAUGACCAGCAAUUUUUCUUUCCAGAGAUCAUCCUGCUGUUUCCUGCUGGUAGUUACAUCUGGCGUCAAGGUGACCAUGCACGUGAAAUAUUUAUCCUCGUACAUGGGACUGCUAAAAUCCUUACGUCAGAUAAGAAAGAACUUGUGACUGUGUCUGCAAGCAAUACAAGUUUCUGUAUGGGAGAGGAACAAUUCUUUAAUCAGUUGAGGAGAAACUUUGACAUACGGUAAUUAUUAAACCAUUGAUUGCUGCUCUUCAGGAAAGCCAGCUCAUGCAGAGAUUAGUGUUGAUGCAUGCAUUGGUCAAUUUAAUGAACGUACGUACAGUUGUCAUGCAUAUGGUACAUUGAUCACAGAAUAGAGACCAAAAAGCGUAACUGCUGCCAUACCAUGAUUUGAAAGCUCUAAGGACUAUACUAGCAACAGCAUUGCAAUGGUUAUGCCAAAAUCAUAGGCAAAACCAAGAAGUCAAUUAACCUUCUAUAAGGCUCUUAUUCUGUGAUAUGGUGUUUAUAUUUUAGGGCAGAAAGUCCUUGCUUGGUUUUAAUAUUAAAUAAAGACCAUUUGGACCAUCUUUUUUACAGUGACAUUCAGGUAAUUAUUAAGCCAAUAAAAAAAUAGUUGAUUGUAUUAAUAGUUAUCUAUAAGUGAUUGUCAAUAUCACUAGUGCUGAAUUUAUUGAUAGUGUGCAGAAGAACGUGAAUUGUAUGAUUUGCUCUCCCAUCAAUGGAAAAGUGUCAUGGUUCGCAAAGACAAGACAGUAUAUUCGAAAUACGCUGGACAGCUAGAUCUGGAAGUUAUAAGUAUUGUGAGUGUUAGUUGGUGUUAAUGAUUUGUUAGUCAUCCCUGUCUUGAUUUCUUGUUCUUCCUAUUUAAUCCAGCCUUUAAGUGGCAAUGCAUCCUGAUGUGCCCUAUUAUUUUGCUCUGUCUAUAAAUGCCAGAUGAUUUUUAUUGUUGUCAAAUGGAGAUUGAGUGCUGAGUUAAUUAUAUUUAUCAUUCCUUCCUUUUUCAUUCCCAUUAUCUUUUUCUCUAUGGUUUCUUUAAUUGCCUAUAGCCAUUCAUUCUCCCAUUUAUUCAACCCAUCCUUAUUAUAGCAUUCUCCCAUUCUUUUUAUCCAUUCACCCCUUUUCUUUUCAUUUUCCUAAAUUCCAUAUUUUAAUUGUUCAUUAAUUACUUCAGUUUGGUCAUGUGAUCUGGGUAGCUGGCUAUAAUUGGGUGUUGGGCAUGAGUAGAGAUCUUCAAGUCUCCUUAAUACUAAAAUUUUGUUGUAUGCAGGUAUUACAAAAACAGUAAACUUAAUUAAAGAUUAUUCUUGCAUUUUAGAGACUGUGGCAAGCCUUUCUGCAGGUACAGUUACAAUUGAACAUUUUAUACUUUCUUUUAAGUACUUUUACUUAAGUGAUGCAUAUUAUUUAUCUCAAUUGAAUUAUUAGAGAGGCCUUCAAAUUCCUUUUCGAACUGGAUUUUUUCAUACAUUAUUCCUGUCUGUUAGUGCCAUGGAAAUAGAUGUGGGCAAGGAAAUGUUGGCUGCAAAUGAGUUAUGUAUGUGCUAUUUUUCUUUUAUAAAAGUCCAUUAGCACUGUCAAAUUUCAGUAUACGAGACAGAGUUAAAGUGCCUAUGCGGCAAUUUUUUUAUGAUUGAAUUGCAAAGUUUGUUUAAAAUCAUAAUAUAACUUGUUUUCUAAAACUUUGUAAUCUUUCCUGUAUGUCAAGAUUUUCAACUUUGUUUGAUAUACAAAUGUGACUUAAAUGACGUCACACUGCAUAUAAUGCGUUUUACAGAAGACUGUGUUGUAGCUUGUUAAAAUUCUCAUCUCAAAUUUACAGACGAAAUGAUCGCUUUGAUAGCUCUUAAAGUAUAUCCCUUUCAAUGUCAGUGGAAUUAUUACAUGUUUGGCAAGGAAACGUUUUCUUUCUAAAAACUCAUUAUGCAGUGUGACGUCAUUUAAGUCACAUUUGUAUAUCAAACAAAGUCGAAAAUCUUGACAUACAGGAAAGAUUACAAAGUUUUAGAAAACAAGUUAUAUUAUGAUUUUAAAUGAACUUUCCAAUUCAAUCAUAAAAAAAAUUGUCGCAUAGGCACUUUAAGAUAACAACACUGAUUGUUUAGACGAUGUUGUGGUUAUGUUGUUGAAAGGAUGUGGUGAAAUAUACAGUGAGAAUCAAUCAUUGGGAACUAUUGAAGCUGUUGGAUUAUACUGUAAGCUCAACAUAAGUAUAUUGCUGAUUCAAUAUAACCUGAUAAAGUUGUACUCUUAUAACUUAUGUUAGUAUUUACAUCAUUAACAAUUAUUUUGUUCAUUUUCCCAGUGCCAAAUGAGGAGGUUGUCGGUGGUACUUGGAUAAAAGCAACACAGACAUCAUUGGUUAUCAAAAUCCCGGCAUCAGUGGUAAAGAGUGCACAGGAAGAAUAUCCUGACGUCGUUGUUUUGUAA
Messenger RNA from Paramuricea clavata, 4008 nucleotides. NCBI's taxonomy places the organism in Eukaryota, Metazoa, Cnidaria, Anthozoa, Malacalcyonacea, Plexauridae. The record is from the annotation of a GenBank genome assembly.